Messenger RNA from Canariomyces notabilis, 3636 nucleotides. RefSeq lists its product as uncharacterized. Gene Ontology annotation, biological process: mRNA splicing, via spliceosome. Gene Ontology annotation, cellular component: U2 snRNP; nucleus. Gene Ontology annotation, molecular function: U2 snRNA binding; protein binding. The transcript has 4 exons. The record is from RefSeq and is a predicted model, not a curated record. Lineage: Eukaryota; Fungi; Ascomycota; Sordariomycetes; Sordariales; Chaetomiaceae. The coding region runs from base 1 to 3636 and encodes 1211 amino acids.
AUGGCGACCACCUCGAAUAUGUUCCUGUACUCGCUGACGAUCCAGCAGCCAACGACAAUCACGCAAGCGCUGUUGGGUCAGUUCUCGGGGACGAAGGAGCAGCAAAUCAUCACGGCUUCGGGCUCUCGCCUAAACCUUCUUCAACCCGAUCCCAGGCAGGGAAAGGUUAAUACCCUGAUAUCGCACGAUAUCUUUGGUAUCAUUAGGGCCAUCUCUUCCUUCCGCCUUGCCGGCAGCCACAAAGACUACAUUAUCCUCGCUACGGACUCGGGCCGCAUUGCCAUCAUCGAGUACCUGCCCAAGUUGAACAGAUUCUCGAGGAUUCACCUGGAAACGUUUGGAAAGUCCGGGGUGCGCCGCGUAAUCCCCGGCCAGUACCUGGCUGCCGACCCAAAAGGAAGGGCCUGCCUGAUCGCGUCGGUCGAAAAGAACAAGCUGGUCUACGUGCUGAAUAGGAAUGCCCAGGCCGAGCUUACCAUUUCAUCGCCACUCGAGGCCCACAAGCCUGGCGUACUUGUGCUGUCGCUCGUUGCUCUCGAUGUUGGCUACGCCAAUCCCGUCUUCGCCGCCCUGGAGAUGGAUUAUUCCGAAGCUGAUCAGGACCCGUCUGGCAAAGCUGCCCAGGAGGCCGAAGCGCAGCUUGUCUACUACGAACUCGACCUAGGUCUCAACCACGUUGUACGUAAAUGGUCAGAUGCGGUUGAUCCGACCUCGUCACUCCUCUUUCAGGUUCCCGGGGGCAAUGAUGGGCCGAGCGGCGUUCUAGUCUGUGGAGAGGAGAAUAUCACCUACCGACACUCCAACCAGGAGGCGUUCCGGAUCCCCAUCCCCAGACGUCGCGGGGCUACAGAAGAUCCUCAGAGGAAGCGUACCAUUGUCUCAGGCGUCAUGCAUAAGCUCAAAGGCAGUGCGGGCGCCUUCUUCUUUCUGCUUCAGACUGAGGACGGAGACCUGUUCAAGGUUACCCUCGAUAUGGUCGAGGACAAUGAAGGGAACCCCACGGGCGAAGUCGCGCGCCUCAAGAUCAAGUACUUUGACACCAUUCCCACAGCCUCCAGUCUGUGUAUUCUGAAGAGUGGUUUCCUCUUUGCCGCCAGCGAAUUUGGCAACCAUCACUUUUACCAGUUCGAGAAGCUCGGCGAUGACGAUGACGAGCCCGAAUUCAGCAGCGACGACUUCCCAACGGAUCCUCGAGCUUCUUAUAAUCCUGUGUAUUUCCAUCCGCGGCCGCUAGAGAACCUGGUGCUCGUCGAGAGCAUCGACUCGAUGAACCCCCUGAUUGACUGCAAAGUGGCUAAUCUGACGGGCGAAGAUGCGCCCCAGAUUUACUCAGUCUGCGGCAACAGAGCCAGGAGCACUUUUCGGAUGCUCAAGCACGGUUUGGAGGUGUCCGAGAUCGUUGCAUCUGAACUUCCAGGCACACCUUCGGCCGUCUGGACAACGAAACUCACAAAAUACGACGAGUUUGAUGCUUAUAUUGUGCUCUCCUUUACCAACGCCACCCUUGUUUUAAGCAUUGGCGAAACUGUGGAGGAGGUCAGCGAUAGCGGUUUUCUAACAGCUGUCCCAACCCUGGCGGUACAACAGCUGGGUGAGGAAGGGCUGAUCCAAGUACACCCCAAGGGGAUCCGGCAUAUAGUCCAGGGCCGCGUCAACGAGUGGCCAGCACCCCAGCACCGAUCGAUCGUCGCUGCUGCAACAAACGAAAAUCAGGUUGUAAUCGCUCUAAGUUCCGGAGAGAUUGUGUACUUCGAGAUGGAUGCGGAUGGGGCACUUGCCGAGUACGACGAGAAGAAAGAAAUGUCGGGGACCGUCACAUCCCUCAGCUUGGGUAGGGUGCCAGAAGGGUUGAGGCGAAGCUCGUUCCUGGCUGUGGGUUGUGAUGACUGCACUGUCCGCAUCCUCAGUCUCGACCCAGAGUCGACCUUGGAGAUGAAGUCCAUCCAGGCCUUGACAGCGGCCCCUUCCUCUCUUUCUAUCAUGGCGAUGGAGGAUUCGACCGGUGGCACGACAUUGUAUCUACACAUUGGCCUGCAUUCUGGAGUCUAUCUAAGGACUGUCCUGGACGAAAUCACCGGUGAGCUAACGGACACUCGACAAAAGUUUCUAGGGCCGAAGUCCACCAAGCUUUUCCAAGUGUCUGUUCAAAAGCAGCCUUGUGUCCUUGCUCUCAGUUCGAGGCCGUGGCUGGGCUACACUGAUCCCAUCGCCAAAAACUUCGUCAUGACACCUUUGAGUUACGCCGAUCUCGAGUACGGCUGGAAUUUCAGCAGCGAACAGUGCCUGGAAGGCAUGGUUGGUAUCCAUGCCAACUACUUGAGGAUCUUCACCAUUGAGAAACUGGGCGAGAACAUGAUUCAAAAGUCCAUCCCGCUCACAUACACACCGAAGCGCCUGGUCAAGCACCCAGAACAGCCGUACUUUUACACUAUCGAAUCCGACAAUAACACGCUCCCCCCAGAACUGCAGGCUCAGCUCCUGGCGCAAUCAAGUGCUGUGAACGGAGAUGCAACUGUUUUGCCACCAGAGGACUUUGGUUAUCCUCGAGCCAAAGGUAGAUGGGCGUCGUGCAUCAGCAUUAUUGAUCCAAUCAGUGAAGAACCCAAGGUUCUCCAGAAAAUCGAUUUGGAGGGCAAUGAAGCCACCGUGAGCGCCGCUGUUGUUCCCUUUGCAAGCCAAGAAGGCGAGAGCUUUCUCAUCGUUGGAACCGGAAAGGACAUGGUGCUCAACCCACGUCAAUUCACCGAGGGCUAUAUCCACGUCUAUCGGUUCCAUGACGACGGCAGAGACCUGGAGUUCAUUCACAAGACCAAAAUUGAAGAGCCUCCGAUGGCCCUGAUCCCAUUCCAGGGCCGUCUUCUUGCCGGCAUAGGGAAGAUGCUGCGAGUGUACGAUCUUGGCCUCAAACAGCUGCUCAGGAAAGCCCAGGCGGAGGUGGCCCCUCAGUUGAUCGUGUCGCUCCAGACGCAGGGCAGCCGCAUUGUUGUUGGGGAUGUCCAACAAGGUGUUACCUACGUGGUGUAUAAGCACGAGAGUAAUAAACUUAUUCCGUUCGCCGAUGACACGAUUAACCGGUGGACAACUUGCACCACCAUGGUUGACUACGAAUCGGUGGCCGGAGGAGACAAAUUCGGCAAUGUGUGGAUCCUACGAUGUCCCGAAAGAGCCAGCCAGGAAAGUGAUGAGCCGGGCUCGGAAAUCCAGCUUAUCCAUGCCCGCAAUUACCUCCAUGGCGCACCUAACCGCCUCAACUUGAUGGCACAUUUCUAUACGCAGGAUCUGCCGACGAGCAUCGUCAAGACAAACCUGGUUGUCGGUGGUCAAGAUGUCCUGCUGUGGAGCGGGAUCCAGGGCACAGUCGGCGUCCUUAUUCCGUUCGUUAGCCGGGAGGACGUCGACUUCUUCCAGAACCUGGAAAGCCACAUGCGAAGUGAAGACCCUCCGUUGGCGGGUCGUGACCAUCUGAUCUAUCGCGGAUAUUAUGUUCCUGUGAAGGGGGUUAUUGACGGCGAUCUCUGUGAGAGGUUCAGUCUGCUUUCGAAUGACAAGAAGCAGCUGAUUGCCGGCGAGCUGGACCGGUCGGUCCGGGAGAUCGAGCGCAAGAUCUCGGAUAUCCGGACCCGGUCUGCCUUCUAA